AUGUCCAAAAUGUCAGUCCUUCGACUAAAGUGCAGGGAGGUUUGUCUGAGCAUUUGAUGAAUUUGAUCAUUGUGUGUUAGUGGAUGCUCAAAUGGUAACUAUUGUAUUGUAUCACCAGUGAAGAUGUCUUUUGGGUCAGAUUCUAUGAUUGACAGAUUAAUUGCCCAUUCCACCUGCACCCUAAUUGUGGUGUAAUUGACAUUUGUUUUUCCUGUUAUUCAGAAUGUAUAAGAUUGAUUUUUUAUUGUUGAAUAUGUGCAAUACAGAUAUCAGAUUCAAUAUUACUGAAUUUUAAAAUUCUUAUCCAAUUAUAUUUUUUGGUUCCCUCUCCAGUAAAGUGGAGUGUUUUUUUAUUAUUAUUUUCUAGGAGAACUCUCCAACAGACAGUCAGCUUACCUAUAUCAAGGAUCUUCUCUAUAAUGGAUUUUAUUGUUUUGAAAUGAUCACUGUAAGAAGCUUGGAUGAUGUUGUUUGCGGUAUUUGUGGCAUUUGCCCUGAAAUUUGUCUUGGUGAUGGUAAUGAGAAGAAUUGUUGUUCUAAUGCUCAGGUGCAUGAAACAAUUUCACUCUUUUAAUGACAUUAAUAAUGUGGAACUUCUCUAGAAAAAAAUAAUGAAUAUAAUGUCAUGUUUUCCCAUCAUUUCAAUCAUAGUGGAAAAAGAACAGGUAUUAGCUUCAUCCAAAAAAUUUUCCUUGUUGAUUUUCUGUAUCAUUUUCAUAGUAAUGUUGCAGUAGUAUUGAAGAGAUGUAAAGAAGUCUCUUUAAAAAAGCUAAGUCAAGGCUCAAGCAUUCUGUCAUGAUUUAAUGAGAUAAGCUGACUUCUUAUAGUACAUAUCCUAUUUUAGGGGGCUUUGUAAAUCAAGCCUUUUUGUCGGCUGUUGAUGCUUUCUAAGAGAGCGAAAGGUUUUACUGCACAUAAAAAAUUAUAAUAAUGAUGUUAUUAAUAAUAUUGAUGUGGAGGGACAAAGUGGAAGAGCCUGCAUUAAUCCAAACAUGCUGCAUCUAUAUUCCCAAAGAAAAAGUAAGCCCACACACUACUGACUGAUGUGCUUGUUGCCAAUUCAUGGAACCUUCUUCUCGACUCUUCUUAACAAUUUCUAGUCUUCUCCCUCUGUCUCCUGUUUGGAGCAGUUUAGAAUUUGUUCAGUGGCAGCUUAUUUUCCCUUUAAUUUAAUAUUAUUAUUGGAAGAGUUGUGUGGAAGUCUAUGGCUAAAGUUAUUCCUGCUGUUAACCGUCUUCUUUACAUAUUUCUUUUUUAGAUUCACUACACUAAGAAAGACGAACCCAAGAAGGACAUGAUUAAUCUUCCAGAAUUGCUUCAGAGAUUGCGAUUUCGAUGGCUGGAACGUGUGGUUUAUACCAGAAUAGCUAAACCGUUUUCUUUGUCAGUGGAAGAAAUUCCUCCUCUCAUCCCAUCUGUCUUGUCUGGAGAUGUGAUUUUCAAUACAGAGGCUGAAAAAAAAAGUGUUUACCUUGAAUCUGGUUCAAAGCCUUCAGGUAUAUAACAAAUUGUAUUGUGUAUGUAGGUAUUAGUAUGUAUACUGGUAUGUAUGUACGUACAUGUGUAGGUACAGUUGACUCCCGAUAACUCAAACCUUCCAAGGAAAAUCGAAAAGAGUUUGAGUCUUCGGAGCUUGAAGAAAAUAGCCCAGAGUAAGGACAAAAACAAUUUUGACAGCACAGUGGACAUUUUAAAGAAACGUUAAGUAAAAAUUAAACAGUACUUCAAGGUUAUAAAUCAGAACAUGGUAUAACAAAAAUGUUGCCUAAAUAGAACAUUUGUUUUAACUUUGAUGAGAAGUACAGCUGUUUUACAUCAGAUUUGUGCCAAACAUUAUGAGCCUCCACUAGUAGUAAAUGCCUACAAUGGGAAAUUCAAAAUUCAAUGUUAAAUCAAUUUUGUUUAGAGUUAGCAAGGGUUCAAGUUUUUGGGAGUCAACUGUAUGUGAUAAAAAUGCAGUUUAUUAUAUUAUGCAAAGUUAUAGUCCUUUCAGUCACUGAGCCAGAUGUCUUGAUGCAUUGGCCAAGCGAUAGCCCAGUUAUUACAAGAAAAUAUUGCACACUGAACAGCCAAUCAGAGCGUGCAUCCUGUUGUAUCCAUGUAAUAAAUGUACAUAAAAUGUAAAUUAUACCAAUGCAAUUACAUAUUUCAGGUGACCCAGCAAUGUUACAUAAAAUGAUUGUGGAUGGCAGCAUAGACAUGGAAAACCUGCAAGAACUUCAGUAUGAUGAUGUGGUCAAAGCCUGUUCUUCCUGUAACAUUGCAACUUCAGGAAAAUCAAAGGUACUAUAUAACAACUGCUGUUGGCCUUUUUUUAAAUGCAUUUGAAUUGGCACCUAUAUGUGUUAGAAAGUAAAGAUUUUUGCAUAGCUGUUAAAUCUGAGGAAAUGGAAUUUCUCUUCCAAUGUGGAAUAGCAGUUUGUGGGAUACAGCUACUGUAUUGCUUUCUUUAAGUUUAUUUUGUUUGUCUACACGAUAGUCUCCUAUGCAGUUGCUGUUUGGGAAAGUACAUGCUAUAGUGGUUGACCUUAUUUUUUUUUUAAUCAACUGAUUUACAAACAGUAUUAUGAUAUCUCUUUCAGCAAUUCUUGUGUGGGAUGCUUCAAGGACUAUACGCUUCAAUUCUCAUAGGCAAUUGCCCUUGUCAUAGUUUUGGAAAACUGCCUGGACACACUGGAGGAUUUUACCAUUUAGUGUGCCGUCACGGGGUAUGUAGUAUGAUUUUCAGUUUAGGCAUUAUGGUGGAAUAUUACUCGGGUUUUAAUAAUAUUGUCAUGUUUUGGCAUGGGUAGUUGGCUCCAUUUCUGACUCAUUUGCAUAUGGAAAAGCAUGGAUAAUUGUAGGUGGUGACAGGUUGUGGAAAACAGUAUCACUGGAACAAAAAAAAAUUGGUCUCUGACAACAGAGUAAUUAUUGAAAAGGUCAAAACAUCAUUUCUUAACUACCAUUAAUUUUUGAGCCUUACCCUACUUUGUUGUUUUCUUAAAUUGGUAUUAAAUACAACCGAAAUCAUCAACAGUGUCCCUUUUGUUUUUCAGAGCACUGUGGCAUCAAAAUUCCUUUCUCUUACGGAGUCUGUAAGGGAUGCUGCAGAUCUUUACCUGUCACUGAAACAUCCACCUGUUGUUUUCAUCAAUGAUACUCCCUGUGGAUUUGUCCGCCAUAUGGAGUGUCGUGAUCCAGCAAUUGCACAAGAGCUGUGGGGUUCCACAGCAGGGUGUUUUCAGACCCCAACUCUUCACCAGGAUCCGGAAGGGGUAUGUGCCUUUUGUAAUGAUACAAAAACUAUGUAGGGGCUGGAGGGUGGCGUUAGGGAAAAAAGAGCCACAUUGCAACAAUGUUUCACUGGUUUGAUGAGAAUCAGAUUCAUUAUUUGGAUGCACAAUGCUGGUUGGUAGACAUUUAAUUAUCGAUGAAGGCUUUCGUUGGCUGGCAAUGGUGAGAUUUGUCCUCUGGAGACCUUACAAGAAUUUUCCAAAAUAUAUGGAAAGUGUCCUUUGAGGAUUAGAGCAAGAAGGGGAUGAAAGUGGUGGGUAGACAUUCCUUCUCCAAAAGCUAUGGAAAACAUGUCUGAAAACAUCAGCUGCAGACAUGCUGUUGGCACAAUAUAUUUGUGGAUAUUUAUCACAGCCUCAUUAAGAGCUUUCUGUUAAAAAUCCCUCCCAGACAAAAUUUUUGAAACAAAGGAAUUUUUUAUGGAAUUAAAAAUAUUAAUAAAAUCAAAUAGUAUUCUUUCUGAUUGCAAAAUGUAGCCAUUGCUUAACCUACCCUUGUGGCAUAAUGGACAUCAGAGGUCAAUUUCUGUGUGUUCUGCAAUCACUGCCAUCUCCAGAAUUUUAUCUUGAUGUAUGGAAGUGUCAGACAUGCAUUAUAUUCCUCUGAGCUCUUGCUAUCACUUUUUGAUAUAAACUAUUCUAGUGGAAAGUGACCCCUGAUUAGUUUUAUUUUGUCACUGCCUGCAUUUUUAGCUCCUUUUUGUAUGUAUAGUGGAGGCAGAAAGAGGGACAAUACAUAUCUUGUGACAAAUUUGUUUCCAGCUGGCGAAAAAUUGAGGUGGAAAAAAAAUAGAUGUUUUUAUCAUACCAAGACAAGCCUAGUACAUUUUGUGGCUGGUCUACUUUUUCCAUGUUCAUUUAAAUUUGUCGUUUGUUUGCUUGGUUUUUUUAAUAUUCUAAUUUCUGACAAUUUUCAGAACCAGAAUUUUCCUUGCAUUGUUCCUUUGGAGUACAGUGAUGGCAGUAAUAUUCGAAAGCAGUCGAGUGUUGUUGCUAGGUCACAUCCCCUCAUAGACACCACCAAGCAUUUUGUACUUGGCGACCGAUUCCACGCUUCAACAAAUCCUCAUCAGUCCCAUCUGUGUAAAUUCCAUGACCUUGAUUUGUGUCUCCAAGCCAACACAAUCAAGACAAGUAUCCAGGAGUCCCAAAACAACCGAAAGAAUCAAAGGAGGCUGAGGAGUUCUACAGUACAGAAUUUUGAGACACAUGUUACCUUCAACUAUUUGAUGGAUUUUUAUCAAAACGAGGAAUUGGUUGACCGACAGCAAAAAAUUUUGAAACAAAGGCUGUCAGAGGGUCAACAUCUAACCAGAGACAACUGUUUAAGGUUUAAAAUUGUAUCUGAAUAGAUUUCAUACCAUCAAGAACUAUCUCUAGGUAGGGCCUAUUUAUGUCACUUUCUUAUUAUGCUCGCAUUAUUUUGAGCAUGCUAGCAUGGCAAAAGCAUCUAGCACAACAGCAUUAUGGCAAGAAUUUGGGUAUCAUUAAAAAGGAAAAAUCGGUCUUAAGUGAUGAAAUUCACCUAUAAACAGCCAAGCGUAUAUAUUUCAGAGGUUUCAAGCCAAAAUGGAAGAGAGAGCCUGGACCUAGUUAAUCAUGAGCAGCCGCCAUUUUGUUUUCUUGAUAUUCCAGCAUUCCAGUUACUGGAAAUUUUUGUUUCUGUUAUUGUGUAUGGAUGGAUGGAACUUUCGAGCAUUUUAGCAAGGCCAUAAGAGCAAAAUAAUAAAAAUUUUGAGCAUUAGCAUAAUGGCCAACAAAGAAAGAGUAAUGUCGCGGAAGCUCAAUUCAUAACCAGUGUCCUCUACAAACUAUUAUUUCAACUAUGUACAGUAAUAUAUGUACAUUUCGCAUUGUAGAAUUUCCUGUUGCUGCAGAAGUUUUCCCUUCCAAGGAUAGAAUAGAAGUGACUAAAGGGGUCUUAACUACUAGAGUCAUCUUGAAAAGGGUUAUAAAUAAGUUUGUGGUUUACUAAGAAACACCUUUCUCUGUAACAAAUUAUUGUCAACUUUAGAAGUAUGUGUUUCUAUGGGAAGGGUCUGGAAACGUUUCAGACCAAAAUAUGUGGCGAUGCCCUCGCAAAGCACAUUGAGGUAUGGGUCACUGCAUGCUUAAUUUGAUUGAGUGGCAUUUGAAAAUGAUUGCUUUCAUCAGUCUUGAUGAAAAUAAGGAAGC
Molecule: messenger RNA, 5450 nt
Organism: Porites lobata
Lineage: Eukaryota; Metazoa; Cnidaria; Anthozoa; Scleractinia; Poritidae
Source: the annotation of a GenBank genome assembly